Oncorhynchus keta (chum salmon) is the source of this 2938-nucleotide messenger RNA. RefSeq names its product palmdelphin a (gene palmda). The record is from RefSeq and is a predicted model, not a curated record. Gene Ontology annotation, biological process: regulation of cell shape. Bases 106 to 2109 code for a protein of 667 amino acids. The transcript is spliced from 8 exons. Gene Ontology annotation, cellular component: cytoplasm; membrane. Lineage: Eukaryota; Metazoa; Chordata; Actinopteri; Salmoniformes; Salmonidae.
GUUGUUUAGGACAGAGCGCUUUACGCUGUCCACCAAUAGUGAACUUGGGUCACCAAGGCAUUUAUAAUCCAUAUCCAGCAUUUGUUCACGCACAACUGGGUCGGUAUGGAAGAGGCAGACCUGGUCAAGGAGCGGCUCCAAGCCAUAACGGAUAAGAGGAAAGUCCAAGAGGACAUUGCUCAUAAAAAGCUGGAGAUUGACAAGGAGAAAUUAAAGCUUCAGCACUUAAAGAAAAAGUCCUUGAGAGAGCAAUGGCUCAUGGAUGGAGCAGCCAUCCAGAGCCCACAGCAGAGAGAGACUUUGAGGGGAGAUCAACAACAAACUAAGCUCCUCCAGACCAGCAUCCACAGGAUUGAGAAAGAGAUUGAGGCUAUGGAGAGGGAAGAGACGAUGAUAUCAAAAAACGAGGGCUUCAUACUGAAGAGACUGAAGGCUAUUGAGAAAACCCCCGAGGAGAUAAUAAAGGAGGCAAAUGAGAAUUUCAAAGAAGCUACUCUAGAUGUCCCAAAGUUCUACAAGCCUCAAAUUUCAAGGAAGCAGUCCUUUAAAUUUAAUAAGGACACACCCAAACAAACCAUGUUUGCAAUGGAGAUCAACGUCCAGAAGGACCUCCGUACCGGGGAGAGCCGGGUCCUGUCUACAUCCACCGUCACCCCCCAGGAGCUCCAGCAGAGAGGGGUUAAAGUCUACGACGACGGCCGUAAGUCCGUCUAUGCCCUGCAGUCUGAUGGGUCUCACCUGGGGAAUGGAGUGGAUGAGCUCAGCCCUAUAGAGGUGGAGGAGCUGCUGCGAGCAGCCACAGAACAGAAGAAGUCUCAGAGAGGACCUCGGGGCCACCAGGGCCAUCAGGAAUCAGCACCUGCAUUCUCCCCCAACUAUAGCCCUCGGGGCCACCAGGAACCAGUGCCUGUAAUUUCCCCCAACUGUGGCCUUCGUGGCCACCAGGAAGCAGUGCCUGCAUUCUCCCCCAACUAUAGCCCUCGGGGCCACCAGGAACCAGUGCCUGCAUUCUCCCCCAACUGUGGCCCUCGUGGCCACCAGGAAGCAGUGCCUGUAUUCUCCCCCAACUGUGGCCCUUUGGUCCACCAGGAACCAGUGCCUGCAUUCUCCACCCCCUGUGGCCCUCGGAGCCACCAGGAGCUCAGCCCUAUGGAGGUGGAGAAGCUGCUCCGAAAGGCUAUAGUGCAGAAGAUGCCUCAAAGCGGAGCUUUCCCACAGGCCCAUCAGGUUCACCAGGAAUCAGUGCCUGCAUUCUCCACCACCUCCAGCAGGAGUGCCUCAGCCUCCAACAGGCCCCAACAGAGUCAUGCUAAAGUCCUCCAAGGAACCAAUGGGAAUGGGUAUCAGCAGGAGUUGUAUGAGCAUGACGUCCUCUCCAGGAAGGAGCUCCACUACAUUGAUGGAGUCCACUACUCAGGGCCGGAGAGUCUCUCCUCCUCCCCUCACAUUCCAGUCCCCUCUUUCAUCUGCAGGAAGGACGAGGAGUACACAACCAACCGGUACAACCAGAACCCUUUCUCCUAUGGCGGGGAGUUUCACCCCACCCACAACUCCUACCAUAGCCCUAGAGAGAGCCAGCAAGGUGGGAUGUUUUACAACUCGUCGGCUAAAAAGGACCAGAAAACAUCUCCGAUCUACCAGGAAGACUUGCACUUCAGUAUCCUGAACGCCAUAGACACAUCGGAGCCUAUCACUGCGAUCUUUAUGGGCUACCAAACCGCCAAGGAUGACAGUGGACGUGGUCUGGGCUACGAAGGGUCCAUCCGGGCUGAGAUUGUCGUCAUUGGCGAUGAGGAUGGGGUGGACGAGAGUAACCCUCAGCUUAACACCUACGACCCGGAUGGAUGCAACAACUGGGGUUAUCAUCACUCUCAACCUCAACAGAAAUUAAUACAGUACAUGGCAGAGCCCACCGCUAAUAUUAACGCUAACAAUGCGUCACCGUACACAGCGUCAAAGAAGUUGGUCUACCCUGGUCAACAGGCCAAAGAGGCAUGCUACCCUUAUUCAGACGGACAGUUGGACAGGACAGAGAAGCACCCAGUCCCAGGUAUCAGAAAGAUUCAAAUGAUUCAAAAGAGAAAGAAGCCAUGCUGCAUGCUCAUGUAACCAACCUGCAACUGUUGACACUAGCUACCUAACAUCAUUUCCUUUGCUUUGACUGACAGCACUUUUGAGGUUUCUCAUUGGCUGGCUAGUGUGUUGAACUGUAUUCUGUAUGCUGGCUUCUCUGUUGCAUCAGUUUGUUCUUGUCUUAAUCAUUGUAACACAUACUGACCUGAAACUCUCAUUCUAAUCACACUCUGUCACUGUUUACAUACACAGUGAUGUUGUGUAUCCAUACCAGAGCUUGUUUUGAUACUUGAAGUCAAACUCUGCCUCUCUCUAGUGGCUGGAAGACAGUAAUGCUGUAACUUUGGUUUCCUACAGGCCAAAAUGUGCUUGACUGCUUGUAUAAUAUGUCAAAUAUUAUUGGAUAUUUUUUAUGUUUAUACUUUUGGAUAACAAAGUUAGAAUGAACUUUUUUACUGACAUAUUAUAAAUAACUGGUCUGAAGGUACAGUGCAAAUCAAAUGUACACUCUGAUUAAAUCAUUGUUUUGCACUAACUUAAUAUUUAUUAUUUUGCAUGUGUUUUUUAGAAUCUCUUUUCCACAUUGCAAUGUUCUUAUGCCAUGUCUGUACUCUGUAUACUUACAGUAAUAUGCAUGAUUUCUUGCCCAGUAACUUAAACAGUAAUUAACUCAUUAUUGACUGCCUUAAUCCUCUUGUGUAACAAUGAUCUGUGUGUGUGUGUGUGUGUGUGUGUGUGUGUGUGUGUGUGUGUGUGUGUGUGUGUGUGUGUGUGUGUGUGUGUGUGUGUGUGUGUGUGUGUGUGUGUGUGUGUGUGUGUGUGUGUGUGUGUGUGUGUGUGUGUGUGUGUGUGUGUGAGAGAGACA